CGAGGUUGUUUUCGAUAAAACUGGCCGAGGAGCUCCGAAUGGUCAUUUUCUUGUUCAAAAUCGAAAGCAGUGGAAAUUGAUCAAGCUCUAGUUGUGUUCAUGUUUGGCUGAAUAUGAGUUCUAAUUAGAUAUGGAGCAUUCCAGUUCAAGAAAUGGUUCCACAGACAACUUUGAGGUAACUUGGCAGGACAAGCUCAUUGUGGCAGCAAUAGACUUUGGGACAACAUUCAGUGGUUUCGUUGUGUCAUUUCUCGAUGAGUAUCAGCAAGAUAAAACUGGUCGCUUUAUCUCACACGAUUGGUCUAGUGGAGAGGGAGUUAGAACAACCAAGACGCCGACUGCUGUCUUGCUUAGACCUGAUACAACGUUGGAUUCUUUUGGUUAUGAAGCAGAGGAUCGGUUUCUUGCUGAAAACAUUGAAGACGAUGAAAAUAAUGAAAAAAGUGUUGAUCGAGAGACCUGGUACUUCUUCCGACACUUCAAAAUGAAACUGUAUGGUGACAAACGUCUCAAACCAAUCACUUUGGACAGUAAAAUACCGGACGAGAGAGGACGGGAGCUCCCUGCAAUCUUAGUUUUCUCGAGAGCAAUCGCCUACAUGAAGACCAAGAUAUUCGAAGUCGUAUCGGAUAAGUUUCCAAACGUUAGAGAAGAUGACAUUUACUACGUUCUGACAUGUCCUGCCAUUUGGUCAGACACUUCCAAGCAAUUUAUGUCUAAUGCUGCUGAAAAGGCUGGAAUUCCGUACGACCACCUGCGUAUUGCUCUUGAGCCAGAGUGCGCCGCUGUGUAUUUGCUGACAAAAGAAGUGCCGUCUGUUAGUUCCUCAUUUCGAGAGCGUUUCCCAAGGAACGAAGGAGAUUGCUACAUAGUUGCUGAUCUUGGAGGUGGUACUUUGGACAUAGCAGCACACAGAAUCAACAAGAACCACAAAUACGAUGAAAUAAUGAUUCCAGAUGGGGGACCUAGCGGGGGCAACAACAUCAACUUUAAGUUUGAGCAAUUACUGGUGUCCGUUUCAGGUGCCCAGGCAUUUUUAUUAUUUAAAGAUAAAAACUCGCAGGAUUACCUCUAUUUUAUGAGGACUUUUGAACACAAGAAGUGUGGGUUUCCAGGUGAUGCAGGCUCAAAAAGUGUUACCAUGCUAAUGCCAUUAACAUUCGCCGAACGUCAUAUAGAAGAAAAUCACGAGACAUUAAAGGAUUCUGUUCGCCAGACCUCGUUUUCACAGUCUGUUGUCUUGAUCCCCGGUAAGAUUACAGUGAAGAACUCCCUUUUUGAGAGUUUCUUUGAAGAAACUUUGGUGCAGAUUGAAGAUAAGCUGGUUGAGGUCAUGGAAAGGCUUUCGAAACGAUACAAUAUCAAAGCCAUAUUUUGUGUUGGAGGUUUUUCCGAUUGUAAACUCGUUAAAGAGAGAAUUAAAGCCAGAUUUUCCGAAAAGCACCUCGUGGUUAUCCCCGCCGAGGCAAACGUUGCCAUCAUGAAGGGAGCAAUAAUCUACGGAAGGGAUGAAAGGUUAAUAGAAACGCGCAUCAGCAAGUACACUUUUGGUUUGGAUUGGAAUGAAGAUUUCGAUCCUAAAGUCCACCCUGUAAGCAAGCAGGAAAACACGGAUGACGGAUACAUGUGCAAAGAUAUUUUUAAGGUGAUCGCUAAAGUAAAUGAACCAAUACCAACUAACAGACCUACUCAAACGUUCGAUUCUUAUGUAAAGACAGCUUCCCAGACAGCUAUGGAGUUUCCGUUCUAUAGAACUCUUACUGAUCCCCCGCCAAGGUUCAUUGAUGAGCCAAACUGUUAUUUUAUGGGCUCAAUGAAGGUAUCUUUGGAAGACACUGCAGGAGGAACAGAUCGGUUUGUGACGUUAAAGAUAUACCUAGGAGCGACGACGCUUCGAGCUGAAGCCAUUGACAACAAGGGCAGGACCCAUAGGGUUACAUUUUUGCUUGGACAAACACAGGUUUAAAACAUGGAAGACUAACGGUUGGAGUAAGAUCAUAACGAGGAUCCUUAGUUUGCCAUAUGGUGUUGAUAGUAUGUUAGUGUUAUUUUAGGAUAAUUAAAUGUGGAAAUAAGUUUACGAUUUUUACUUAAUGAUACUGCUGUUUGUAGAAAAUAUAAUUAUAUAUACGCAUUGUAAUUACACAAAAUCAUGACAUAAUUUAUUUAUAGAAACAAUCGAAAAGAGAUGAAUAUUGUAUUGUGUUAUGUCCGUUUUGACAUAUUAUUUAGUUUUACAGCUUAAACAUGUUAUAAUAAUUGUGUUGUUGAAAUAAAUUGUAUUGUUUUUUGACUAUAAAUAUAGAAUUUUAAGUGGAUUAAUUUGACCGUCGCAUGCAUACGAAAAUGAAUUGGUACCAUUUGAAAGAGUAAUAUAUAUGCAAAAAGCUACAGAAACAUGCUCAGUAGCAAAAAGUUUAAACAUAAACCCGGUUUAGUGGCAAUGGGCAAAC
Messenger RNA from Mya arenaria, 2453 nucleotides. RefSeq names its product heat shock 70 kDa protein 12A-like. The record is from RefSeq and is a predicted model, not a curated record. Lineage: Eukaryota; Metazoa; Mollusca; Bivalvia; Myida; Myidae. Bases 131 to 1966 code for a protein of 611 amino acids. The transcript has 6 exons.